GUGGCAUCCAAGGAGCUCGAGUCCAUCAAGCAGCAGCUGGUGGAAGAGGCCCAGACAGAGGCGUCAUCCCUACGCGAGGAGGCUGCCCGGCAGUUGGCAGAGGUCGCUUCACUGCGAGCGGCUCUUUGCCAGUCAGAGGUGGCAUCCAACGAGUUCGAGUCCAGGAAGCAGCAGCUGGUUGCCGAGGCGCAGACAGAAGCGUCAUCCCUACGCGAGGAGGUCGCCCGGCAGUUGGCAGAGGUCGCUUCACUGCGAGCCGCCCUUUGCCAGUCGGAGGCGUGCGAGUCCAGCAAGCAGCAGCUGAUCACAGAGGCCCAGACAGAGACGUCAUCCCUACGCAAGGAGGUUGACAGCCAGCUUGAAGAGCGUGCUUCACUGCGAGCCGCUCUUUGCCAGUCGGAGGUGGCAUCCAAGGAGCUCGAGUCCAUCAAGCAGCAGCUGGUGGAAGAGGCCCAGACAGAGGCGUCAUCCCUACGCGAGGAGGCUGCCCGGCAGUUGGCAGAGGUC
Symbiodinium sp. CCMP2456 is the source of this 507-nucleotide messenger RNA. NCBI's taxonomy places the organism in Eukaryota, Dinophyceae, Suessiales, Symbiodiniaceae. The record is from the annotation of a GenBank genome assembly.